Molecule: messenger RNA, 409 nt
Organism: Paralichthys olivaceus (Japanese flounder)
Lineage: Eukaryota; Metazoa; Chordata; Actinopteri; Pleuronectiformes; Paralichthyidae
Source: RefSeq, a predicted model, not a curated record
UUUCCUUCACGUUCAGAUCACCGUGUCUUCAGGGGGGAUGUUGGUGCAGAAGCUCAGGACAGGAAACCUGCAGUCGGACAGGGGCCGCUACGAUGGCACCAUGGUCUACGCCCAGCACAAAAGGCAGCAGGUGGUGAUGACAGAGCAGCUGGCAAAGACUCACACUAACAUCCACUUCUCCGUCAUGCAUCCAGGCUGGGUGGACACUCCAGCGGUGGCCAAUGCCAUGCCAGACUUCCAUAGCUCCAUGAAGGAGAGUCUGCGAACCCCUGAGCAGGGGGCUGACACCGCGGUGUGGCUGGCUGUCUCCGAGGCAACAGCCAAAAACCCUAGUGGGCGCUUCUAUCAGGGUACGAUGCAAAAUGUGAACUAACUUAAACAAGCUUGGUAAAAUUUGAAUCACCCAAGA